UGUUGUCGUCAUAUAUCGGUGCCGUCUUUGUUGGUGUCAUCGCGUUGGGUAUUUCGCUUUUCCGGUGUUUUCGCCGUCGUAUAUUGAUGCCUUAUCCUUGCAGGUACCUGAGUAACGGUUAUCUUGACGUUAGUAAGUGGGCGGCAGGAUUAACGGUUGAAAUUAGGGCAAGAUUAGAGUAG
This is a messenger RNA of Racocetra persica, 182 nucleotides long. The record is from the annotation of a GenBank genome assembly. NCBI's taxonomy places the organism in Eukaryota, Fungi, Glomeromycota, Glomeromycetes, Diversisporales, Gigasporaceae.